UCAUGUAUAAAUCAGUUAUCAGUUGAACAAAAUAUUUUCUUCAGUGUAUCUCCCUGCAAUCAUAAAUUUUGUGCUGGGUGCAUCUACGAAUGGAACUCGUUGAACUCAAAAUGCCCAAAGUGCCGUUGGAGCGCUGUGGAUAUUACACGGGAUACGACGAUAAAUGCCAUCAUCGAGCAGUAUCUCCAAGCAUUUCCAGAGAAGCGGCGAGACGAAGCUCAAUUGAUUGAACUCGAUGAGCGUGAACUGGAUCACUUGGAGAAAUGGGAACGGAAGCGAGGCUCGGAUGAUGGAGAUUACGAUUACGACAUGGAGGAUCAGUAUUUUGAGAGUGAAGAUUCGGAUGCUUUCGAGGUGCAGGACGAGCAACUUGACGGGGACGAUGACGAUGGCUCUGCUUUGGACGACUAUUCGAGCUCUGAGAGGUGGAGUGAUGACGACAUGAUGGGAAGCUAUGAAGAUGAAGAAGACGAGGGAGACUCCGACAUCCAGGACGAGUAUUUAUCACGUCGAAAUUUGGAGAAGGCACGAAUGGAGCGAUUACGCCGGGAGAAGGAAGAACGUGAAAGACUUAAGCAGAUGGAAGCUGAACAAAGUCGCAAAACAAAUGGUACCUCCAAAAAGGGAAGACCUCGUGAACCUCGUUGUGGCACAGGAGGAAACAGUAGGUUUAUUGUGUUGUAA
This is a messenger RNA of Cooperia oncophora, 684 nucleotides long. The record is from the annotation of a GenBank genome assembly. Lineage: Eukaryota; Metazoa; Nematoda; Chromadorea; Rhabditida; Trichostrongylidae.